AAAUAAUAGAAUGCCUUAGGAACGAAGCAAGAUUAAGAUUAGAGCCUUGAUUUCUGUUGACAUUACAGACACGGAUCUAUUACUUGUGCAACAUAUGUUAGAAGUACUUCGUCAAUGGUAGGAAGUCGUAAGUCAACGGAGAGUGAGGCCGGAAUUAAUACCAAGUGCAGAUAUUUGGGUGAAGGUAAGCAGGUGAGCAACUUUUACCUGGUUGGGUCGCACAUGCGAUAGAAUCGCAUCGUAAUCCUCAGUCAGUUAGAUGUAAAAUCUCGAGUCACUUGGACAAAACUACUUUCGCUGAAGCUUAGCUCAUUAGCGAGUCAAUUGGAAGUGAACGAGGUACGUCUGGAAUUCAAGGAGAAUAUUCUAUUGAAGUAAAAAUAGUUUGGAAAAUUUUGAAAAUCAUACCUGCUGUAAGUUUCCUCAAUCAUUGCUUCAUUAGUCUUUUGAGAACUGAGAAGAACAUACCGAUUCAUUCAUAAGUAUAUCUUGGACUAAAUUUAGUUGAAAUUGUUAAGUGCGAUGUUUGCAACAGUGUAAAAAUAUGACAAAUUCGAUUAACGCUUUCGAAUGACGUGCGUUCCAUUUUGCACCAUCUCCAUCAUUUUCGAGUUAUGUGCUGCGAGUCGCUUCAGGAAACGACAUAGAUAGUUGCUCGAUCGUUAUUUACAAAAUGCUACAGAAAAGUUUAUCGUGCAGCUCGGAGUUCCUUGCGGAGGGUGCUGGUGUUAAGAUUACUAUGACUGCACCGGUUGAAGAAGUGCAGGCUGCUUUUUUGGUGACAUCGUCCAGAGAAGAAAUCAUUCUGAGGUUGGAAGGUGAAGGAGAACAUUCAAAUGAUAAAAGAAAGCCAUGCGGAUUUCAUUUGACUAGAUCAAAAUGGGAUCCCUAUCCUUGGGUUGGUUCAGUAGAGAAAGGAAGCGUAGCUGAAAAAUCAGGAUUGAGAUCUGGUGAUUGUUUACUGGAGGCAAAUGGUAAAGACCUGGUGGGACUUCGCGUGAAGGAAAUAGCAUCUCUCGUUCAGAAUUCAGAGACAGAGAAUGUGAAUCUUCAAGUAUGGCGAAGUCCACAGCAAGUACCAGAGCAAGAGGAUGGUACGGAAGGUGUCGCGCUGGAAGGUCCACUUCCUGAUGUUGCCAGAAGAUUAGCCAGUGCCGUAUCCGGAGCAGUCCGUGCCCUGGAGUGUCCUGUCUGUCUAGAGAGUGCAGGUCCUCCAGUGUCGCAGUGCGUCCACGGUCACAUACUCUGCGUCGGAUGUCGACCGAAGACAGCACGUUGUCCUAUCUGUAGGGUGAGACUAGGCCAAGGCAGAUGCCUCCUCGCUGACACUAUGCACAGGGUCUUCCAGGAUGCUUUCAACGUCGCUGAAGACAAGGAAGGAAGGAGUCUCCGGGAAUGGCUUUUCGGUAAGCGAAAGAAGCACAUGGACACGAGCAGUAUCAGAAACAAUAUCAAGAAUUCGACAAAGCCAAGGCAGUUACUGGCUAGACUUCUUCUGGGAGGAUUUGACAAGGCUGCUUCUGCUGAAAACUUAUCUUCCACCACUCAGGAUACCUUGCAGUCUGCUAACAUACAAUCCUUCGUAUCGCGAAGACUAGGUGAGCUCAGUCUCAGCGAUCGUGCAAAAUCGGCCAGCACAGGCGAACUGUCAGGAAGCAGAGUACCAAUUGGCUCGUUACAGUUAAAAGAGCCUAGAGAAUUUUCCAAUAGUUCUAAUCCGGAUAUGACGUAUAACAUGGGAUCAAGAAGUAAUUCAGGUCUACUGAGUGUACCUCAAACACCAACCUGGGGUGGAUCUACUGAAUCUGUAUCUAAUACUCUAAUCAGGUGUCCACUUUCGGAUUCGAGCGAAUGUCGCGAAAUGAUAACACCAGGGAUUGUAUUGGAACAUUUGAGCAGAACACACGAAGGUCCGCAGAUUCAUUAUUAUCAGAACUGUGCAAGACUUCCUUUGCCAAUGCCACUGGGACCCACUGCUAUUUACGUACUCCACCAUGCAGGAGAAAUAUUCUUUCUCAAGUGUGAAGAUGAAGAAGCCUGGGUAACUACUACAGGAGCAGGAAACGCCUGGGAAUGGACUCUGUAUGGUUGGGGUAAUGAUGGUACAGAGAUGAAAUUUCGGAAAAGCGUAGCUCCUCUGGAAGACCCCGUAACGUCUUUAGGAAUGCAUAAAGCACCAUUGCCAAAAGCUCUUUCUAUUCACACAAUAGAAAUUCAGCUGCUAGAAUCUAGAUCCAACGAAGGACUCACAAUCUAAAGCAGCUGUCUGAAUCCUAAACAGGAAGU
Messenger RNA from Cephus cinctus (wheat stem sawfly), 2286 nucleotides. RefSeq lists its product as uncharacterized. Gene Ontology annotation, biological process: proteasome-mediated ubiquitin-dependent protein catabolic process; multicellular organism development. Gene Ontology annotation, molecular function: ubiquitin protein ligase activity; ubiquitin conjugating enzyme binding. The coding region runs from base 674 to 2257 and encodes 527 amino acids. Lineage: Eukaryota; Metazoa; Arthropoda; Insecta; Hymenoptera; Cephidae. The transcript is spliced from 3 exons. The record is from RefSeq and is a predicted model, not a curated record. Gene Ontology annotation, cellular component: cytoplasm.